Molecule: messenger RNA, 4427 nt
Organism: Amphimedon queenslandica
Lineage: Eukaryota; Metazoa; Porifera; Demospongiae; Haplosclerida; Niphatidae
Product: rhodopsin, GQ-coupled-like
Exons: 2
Coding region: 2955-3917 (320 amino acids)
Biological process (GO): G protein-coupled receptor signaling pathway
Cellular component (GO): membrane
Molecular function (GO): G protein-coupled receptor activity
Source: RefSeq, a predicted model, not a curated record
UAUCAUUCAAUCAUAUUUUAGGCCAGAGAUAGUUGUUAUCGUCAAAAACUGGUGGAAUAAAAUCAAAAGCACCCCAAGGAAUCAGGACAGAAAUCUUAAUAAUAUUGCUAACUAGUGAUCAGUAUUACUUUGUGACAACCUUUUUGUGAUUGGUCAUGUAUUCAGUCUUAGUGUAUUAUGUUGUCAAAAUAUGAACUAAUAUUGAUUGUUAAUUUUAAAUUAUUAAAGUACCAUGUUUAGUAUUUCAUCAAUUUUUGAAAGUAUAAAUAAAACUUAGCUCAUGUGACCCAUCUACCAGUUCAAAAAUUUGGCAGGUUAUUGAAGGAAAAUGAUAAGUAUAAAAAUAUACUUACAUUCAAAAUAGAAUACAUUAUGAGAAAAGGCUAAUGCCGGACUUUGUUGAUAAUGGUAUGGUGGUGAUUGAUCUAAUUACAGAGAUUUCCCUGUAAGGUUGGUGCUCCUGGAUGUGAAAAGAUAGCACCAUAGUGAAAACAUGCUAAUAAUUAUUGUGAAGGUGUCAUGUAUUAGUGGGAUCACAAUCUGACGUCAUAUUUCAUAGAUGCUUGGAGGAUUAAGGAUUCCACAUCAUGUUGAGGUGAAUAUAUGUCAAUGUAUAGUUCAAAGGCUCACUACAAUGACAUGGAAAUCCAACUGAAAAGGGAUGGGCUUGUGGUAAAAAGUGAUUCAAGGUGGAAGACCAUGAUGACCACCCAGCAGUUUUUAUGAUAUCACUGAUUUCUGGAGAAACCUCUUUUGCAGCUGAUGUUGCUGCUCUUCUGGUAGAGCAGGACUGGAAGACUGACCUCAGUACCAAUACUAGCAUCUUGUAGCACUGACACUGUCAGUUUGGUUGACAUGAACUCACUACAGUACAUGAUAAAAAGUAGAUUACCCUUCCAUGAAGGGACUGAGUUUAUGAGAUAUAGGCCUCUAUUGUAGCCUUGCUGAAUAGAGGGGAGUAAUUGAUACAAGCCUACUAAGAGAAUACUAUCAAUGGGGACCCGAGCAUUGAGUUUCAUUGAACUCACAAAUCAGAAUCAACAUAUAUGCACGAGUCUCCCUAAAAGCAGGAACCUCAUAUCGAUGAGGUAAAGCUCUGCACAUCUAUAGGGCCAUGAGCCAAUAGAUCCCUGAGAGUAAGUGUACUGGAAUCAUUUCUUCAGAUAAUUAGUAUAAUACCACACUUAGAUCCUAAAUAUUGGUAAGCCUUGGAGCAGUAGGGAUUACAUACAACUAUUUGAAACCUGAGGGCGAAGCUAAGCCCUAGUGUUUCAGUCCGAACAGCUGUAAUACGUUCCAACAAAGAGAAUUUAAACUGACCGUCAACUAGUAAUGAUAGUGCAUAGUAUUGCAUACUAGUUUGUAUAGUUAUGCAUUGUGUUUAUGUGAGAACUAUUUUGGCUUCAGUUAUGAUAGUGACGAUGUGUUAUCAAAGACUGAUGUGUUAUCAGAGACAUGCUUGCUCACUAGCUUUUCUAAAACAAGUCUUGAUCAUCCGGCCUUGAAGUAAUCUUGUCACUAAGGGAUGCUUACCAACAGGAGAUCCAUCUAUAGGUGGAAUGAUAGCUGAAAGAGUGGAACAAUAGUAAUUCAGUGUGGAGUAUUAUAAGCCUUUUGAAAUUGAUUUCUUAGAAUUUCCAGAACAGUAAUUAUAGUAAGUGAUAUUCCCGCCACCUCCAGGGUAAUUGUUUGAUUUUUCUGUGUCUUGAUUGCCAUGUAUGACUCAUUACACUGAUGGUACACUGGCCCACACGUAGGCAUGGAAGUAAGAGUAAAGCAGUCAUCCUGUUUGUGUCUGUGUGUUCGCUUGAAGUCGGUUUUUGGCAGUUCUUUUGUAGCUAGAGCAAAAGAGCAACAGGACAGAUAAAAAAUAAAACAAAAACCCUGUCUUUCAAUAAUAUGAAAGGAACUGCUCCAAUCAUUUUCGUUUUUAAGAUAUGAUAGCUCAAACAUUCAUACCUUGUGAGUUUACAUGAGGCUCUCUUCUCCUGAAGUAGCGGCCAGAGUAUUUAAGCAUCAGGGACUCAAUAAAAGUUUAUAUGCAACAAAUAGAGCCUAAUUAAUGUAUGCUAAACUGUUUAAAAGUCGAGAAAAACUAAAGCUUUUUUCAUCACUUCACCCAUUACUGUGUGUGUGGGUGGAGUAGCAUAGCUUGACUGAGCCACACCUUCAUUCCAGCAACACCUUUACUUUGCAAGCAUGCAGCAGUGAGACACUAAAGGCCUUUCUACACUAGCACUUCUAAUGCGCAUUGAACUGAUUUGGAACUGGUUCCAGUCAUUCCACACCUGAUGCACAAUAUCUCAAACCACCUCCAUAUGUGGUUUGAAUGCGCAUUCAAUAGAUAGCCAAUGGUAGCUGGAUCAGAAAUGCUAUCAAAAUAUACAUGAUCCUGAAGAUAGUGUGGAAUCACUUGAUGCGCAUUGAUGAGCCGAAUUCUGGAACAGGUUCGUGUGUAAAAAGACCUUAAGUUUCAUUUAAUCAGUUAAAACUGUUAUACACUAAUUGUGGUAAGGGUAUGCACUUUAGUGCUCUUGUUGUGGCUAUAUGACACUAUGCCAUAGUAUAUUUAAUUGAUUCCAUUAUUAAGUGGCUCACCCAAGUCUACUGCAACAUUGUUUCUAUUUAUUUAUUUAAUUAGAAUCAUAAUUUAUUUUGUCUUUCUUACUUGUUGUAUCAAUUUUUUGUCAUUUCUGUAGAUUAGCGAUCAGUGUUUACUUAGGAUGGGCUUUUAUUCAGGCUUAUAUGGUAGUGUAGUCCUUAUUUUUGUGCCAUGAUUGCAAUGUGUGUGUUAAACUGUGACAAACCUGCUUCCCCUUGUUGUACACUACACUAAUGGACUGCCCCUUUCCUUUGUAUAUAAAUAUACUCCAGAUACUGGGAGACUACUUCCAUAAUAUUUGUGCAGUGACAAUUAAAGCUCAUUUAUUGAUAUUAUUGAGUAGAUACUCACUAUGUCAUUCAACUCUACAGACUUUGUUCUAACUGGAGAUAUCAACAGUCCUACUUAUGCAGCAGCUCUUGGUAUUGAAGGAGUCAUUGGUAUAAUAGCUAAUGUAGCAGUGUUAUUAAUGACACUGUAUCAAAGGAAAUCCUGGAACCAAUCAUCAACAAUAUUCUUCACUUCUCUCCUACUGUCUAACCUCAUUAUUGCUCUAUGGUUUUUGAUGUCUUCUAUUGCAGUAGGAGCUGAAGAAUGGAUAUUUGGAAACACUUUUGAAGAAAAGAAUGCAACUUGUUUAGUUGUUGCUUAUCUGAUUUGGAACUGUUCAAUCAUUACAAUGAUGACAUUAGCUGCUAUAUCUUUUGAUCGGUUUCUGUUUAUUGUCAAGCCUCAUCUUCACAAGCGGUUCAUGAGACCACGAGUAGCUCUGAUCCUGAUUAUUGGUGUGUGGUUGCUGUGUUCAUUGAUAAAUACCACACCAUUCUAUGGUUUUGGCGUGUAUGGAUAUUAUUCUCCUGGUGGAUUUUGCUCACCAUGUUAUGAAACCUCGAGCUCCUUUUAUCUCUUAUUUCUUGUUGUGGUAUAUUCAAUUAUUUAUUUUAUAAUUAUCUUCACAUCUGUUUGGACAUUUUGUUUCACUCGUAGGUUCAUGCAGGACCAGGCUGAAAUAGUUGGCAAUAAUGUAUAUCAAUCUAGAAGGAAGAGGCUGUUUGGUAUUUUUGGAUAUAUGCUUAUAUCCUAUCUUAUUGCUUUAUUGCCAUCAUAUAUUGAUGGUGCUAUUAGUAUGUUCUAUUACUUACCAGCAUGUGUCCGUCUUGGUUUUGUUGUUACUUAUGGGUCUUUUAUAAUAUCAAAUCCUAUCAUUCAAUCAUAUUUUAGGCCAGAGAUAGUUAUUAUCAUCAAAAACUUGUGGAAUAAAGUCAGAAACACCUCAAGGAGCCCGGACAGGAAUCUUAACUAUAUCGCUAACUAAUUAUUUUGUGAUAACCUUUUGUGUUUAGUUAUUCUAUAUUAGUUUCUAUUGGCCAUGUUGUCAAAAUACUAAGUAGUGUUGAUUUUUAAAUAUUAAAAUACCAUUAUGUCUAUUUAAGAAACAAAAUAAUCUUUUUUGGAUCAGUAUUUGAAAUCAAUAUCAUCCUUAGGAAAUAAUGUAGUAAAAUGUAACUUUAGAACAUUAUCAUUAUACUUUAACUGUGUGUAAUCAUAAUUUUAGUGAGCUAUAGUGAAUAAUAUGUGAUUUUUAUUUUAUACUAGAUUGAUGAUCAUGGCUUAGUAAAUUUUCAUCCCCUUGAUGUCAGAGUUGAUGAGUCUUUGGAGACGUUAUUAUUAUACAUUGACAAUGCCAUACAAUACGGAGAAGAUAUUGAUGUAAAAGUACCAAAACUGGAAGAUGAUGAUAACGAAGAUAGUUGACAAUAACAAUGAUUAAAUGAUAUUAUUAUUAUUAUGACUAAAUAACGCAACACAGUUAAAUGAAACUCCA